Messenger RNA from Cryptococcus amylolentus CBS 6039, 525 nucleotides. RefSeq lists its product as hypothetical. Lineage: Eukaryota; Fungi; Basidiomycota; Tremellomycetes; Tremellales; Cryptococcaceae. The coding region runs from base 1 to 525 and encodes 174 amino acids. The transcript has 4 exons. The record is from RefSeq and is a predicted model, not a curated record. Gene Ontology annotation, cellular component: endoplasmic reticulum.
AUGUCUCGUUUCGCCGGGCGCAAGCUCGAUGCUAUAUGGUUCGCUUUCUGCGUCCCAAUCUCACUCCUCCUAGACUGCCAAUCCCUCUACCCCCCCGCCCUCGUCCCAGCCCCCUUGAAAGAGUUCUUGCUCUGGUCCGCAGCCCUCACGCGCGACCCCAUCCUCCUCGGCGCGGCGAGACCAGAGUUUGGAUGGUUGAGGAGUUUCUUUUGGUUGGAGGCGGUGUUUCAGAUACCUUGUUUUGUUAUUGGGGCUUGGGGGCUUUACUAUAAUGACAAGCGAGUCUAUCCUCUGCUCAUAGCCUAUGGCGCAUCAACAGCCACCACCCUCCUCCCCUGCCUCCAAAUCAUCCUCUUCCCCACCCCUUCGUCCAUCACCCAGCCACCCCACACCACCGCCGAGAUCAUGAACCUGUUGUCAGAGUAUGUCCCGUUUUUGGUGAUACCGUUGGGGAUGGCGGUGGAUAUGGGGUGGAGGGUGGUGAGGAUUUUGGGGGAGGUGGAUGGGGGGAAGAAGAGGGUUUGA